AACACUGUCCUUCUACCGUUAUACCUGACAAUUCCGCGCCCCUCCGCCACAGAAACGAAAUGAAAACGCUAGGGGUCCCGCCACCAUCUCCGCCGCUGUUCUCCACCUCGUCUUUUUCCGGCUAUUCCUCCCGCCGUUUUUUCUUGCCGAAACGGGCCAGUUUCAGCUCCUCCAAUUCCCGCCGACUAGCACCUCAGCUGCCGGCGGCUGUACGUGUGGAGGAUGACUUUACCAAGUACUCGGGUUAUGUUUUCGAGCUUAGUCCUGCCGAGGAGGAAACACUUGCAGAGUACAACAUCGCGAAAAUAGCCGCAAUCUAUCAGAAGAAGCCGCUCCUUGUGCUGCGACGCCUCUUCCAAAUAGGCUCCACUCUCGGCAAGUGGUUCGCCCUCAGAUACAUUGACACCGUUAGCGAACGAGCAGACGACAUGUUCAAGAUUAGAGCUGAGCAACUGAGGAAGAUAUUGGUACAGCUUGGCCCGGCAUAUGUUAAAAUUGCACAGGCUGUCUCAUCUCGGGCUGAUUUGAUUCCUCCUUCAUAUUUGGAUGAGCUCUCAUUGUUGCAAGACCAAAUAACUCCAUUUCCCAAUGAAGUUGCUUUUGGUACUAUAGAGCAAGAACUUGGGUUGCCCUUAGAUGUACUAUUUUCAGAGGUUUCACCUGAGCCUGUUGCAGCAGCAUCACUUGGACAGGUCUACCAAGCUAGGCUUCAACGUAGUGGACAAAUAGUUGCUGUCAAAGUGCAAAGGCCAGGAGUUCAAGCUGCAAUCUCCUUGGAUAUAUUGAUUUUAAGGUUUCUAGCAGGCCUAGUAAGGAAAGCAGGCAAAUUCAACACUGAUCUUCAGGCAGUUGUUGAUGAGUGGGCAUCAAGCCUUUUUCGGGAGAUGGAUUAUGAAAGAGAAGCAAGUAAUGCAAUCAAAUUUAGAAAAUUAUAUGGCGGCAUUAAAGAUGUUAUGGUGCCAGAAAUGUAUGUGUCACAAACUACUCGUAAAGUUCUCACCAUGCAAUGGGUGGAGGGUAUAAAGCUGGCUGAAGUAAAGGAUCUUUAUUUAAUUGAGGUUGGGGUGUAUUGCUCAUUCAAUCAACUUUUGGAAUAUGGUUUUUAUCAUGCAGAUCCACAUCCUGGAAAUCUUCUUCGUACAUAUGAUGGAAAACUAGCCUACUUAGACUUUGGUAUGAUGGGUGAGUUUAAAGAAGAAUUUCGUGAUGGUUUCAUUGAAGCAUGUCUCCAUCUUGUAAAUCGUGAUUAUGAUGCACUGGCCAAGGACUUUGUCACUCUUGGGCUUCUUCCACCAACAGCAGACAAGGAUGCCGUUACAAAGGCAUUAACAGGUGUUUUCCAAGAUGUUGUUGCAAGAGGAGUCCAAAAUAUAAGUUUUGGGGAUCUUCUCACAGAUUUAGGAUUCACCAUGUAUAAAUUCAAAUUCCAAAUCCCUUCCUAUUUUUCCCUAGUAAUUCGAAGCCUUGCUGUUUUGGAGGGUAUUGCAAUCAGCUUUGACCCAAAUUACAAAGUUUUAGGUAGUACAUACCCUUGGAUUGCCAGAAAAGUACUUACUGACAGCUCACCAAAACUGAAAUCUACUCUAAAGGCACUUCUUUAUAAGGAUGGCACGUUCAGGAUUGACCGUAUGGAGUCUCUCAUAUCGGAGUCUCUCCGUGCCAGGAUGGAGAGAACCCUGAAGAAAACUGAUGUCAGUGAAACCAGGGUCAUUAUCAAGCAAAUUCUUGCUUUUACAUUGGAUGAAAAGGGUACAUUUGUAAGAGAAGUACUUCUUGAUGAAUUAGCUAAGGGUUUGGAUGCGCUUGGGCUUGCAACUCUUGAGUCUGUAACAACUGCUGUGUCUGCAAACCUGCCCUUCUCUCCUUCCGAUUCAUUUUCUUCAAUGACAGAUGAAGAUAUUAUGAAUCUGAGAAAUUUGCAGCGUCUUGUACUAUUUCUACAAGGACUUGAUAAAAGACCCAGCAUGAAGGCUAAUGGCAUCAACGCACACUCUAACCAGAGGGAACUAUCAAAUGGAGUGCCUUUUGCCCUUAAUCAGUUUGAAUCUGCUCAGGAACUACUGCCACUUCUUUCUGUCAUCCCAGAGCUCCCACAAAAUAUGCAACAAAAGCUGCUGCUUUUACCAGGCGAUCUAGUAGGAAAGCUUGCUUCCCGUGUUGCUGCAAGAACAUUGCGUAGGAUCUUCUUGUGAAGUGUGAGUUGAAGCUAAGAGGCGAAGAUCGAUUAAGCUAAGUGUGGAUACAUGAGAAAUUCUUGGAAUCCUCAGGCCAACUCUCUAUACUCUCCAAGUAUACCAAGCUAAGAAUGCUCAUCACACACUAAAUUUGAUUUUAAUUUAAACGUUAUGUUGUAUUAACAAUAUAUCAUAUUAUUGUGUUUAUAUUUAGUUAGAUAUUUGAUUUA
Ipomoea nil (Japanese morning glory) is the source of this 2404-nucleotide messenger RNA. RefSeq lists its product as uncharacterized. The record is from RefSeq and is a predicted model, not a curated record. The coding region runs from base 60 to 2192 and encodes 710 amino acids. Gene Ontology annotation, molecular function: ATP binding; protein kinase activity. Gene Ontology annotation, biological process: protein phosphorylation. Lineage: Eukaryota; Viridiplantae; Streptophyta; Magnoliopsida; Solanales; Convolvulaceae. The transcript is spliced from 21 exons.